AUGCCGUGCCUCGAAGUAUGUGGGCACUCAAUCCACUAUGCUGAUUCCCAUCCCAACGGAGCUCCCAAAGACGGUGCGACCAUUGUCUUCAUACACGGCCUUGGCUCCUCCCAAAAUUACUACUUUCCUAUUCUCCACCAUCUGACUCCUAAGCACCGCUGCAUCACUCUCGACACGUAUGGUUCUGCCCGCUCCCCGUACACCAGCCAGGCCAUCACCAUUUCUACCAUUGCCUCGGAUGUCAUUGCGGUGCUGGAUGCUCUACACAUCCCCAAGGCCGUCGUCGUCGGCCACUCGAUGGGCGGACUGGUCGUGACGCUCUUGGGUGCGCAGUGCAGCGAUCGUAUCAGGGCUGUAGUAGCCGUGGGUCCCACCCAUCCCUCGGAGACCCUAGCAUCCACGAUGCACCGGAGGAGCGAUACCGUGCUCAAGGCCGGCAUGGAAGCGAUGGCCGACACCGUCCCCAACGCCGCUACAGGCUCGCAAGCCUCCCCGCUCGCCAAAGCAUUCAUUCGCGAGCUCCUCUUAGGCCAGAACCCAAAGGGCUACGCCACGCUAUGCCAGGCUAUUGCCAAGGCCCCGCGAUCGACUACUCGUGAGGAUAAGUCCGCGUCGUUGGAAGGGUGCAAAUAUAUCUUUGAUCGGGUGUCGAGUGAGACGAAGAAGAUGGAGGUAUUGCCCAAAGUCGGCCAUUGGCACUGCAUCGAGGCACCGGAGCUGGUGGGUGGGAUGAUUGCGGGGUUUAUUGAGAGAGUGUGA
Messenger RNA from Aspergillus novofumigatus IBT 16806, 759 nucleotides. Its product is annotated as alpha/beta fold hydrolase. The transcript is spliced from 3 exons. The record is from RefSeq and is a predicted model, not a curated record. Bases 1 to 759 code for a protein of 252 amino acids. NCBI's taxonomy places the organism in Eukaryota, Fungi, Ascomycota, Eurotiomycetes, Eurotiales, Aspergillaceae.